GCUAAAGCUGGCUUUACGACACCAUCCUUGCUUUGCGGCUCCUUCUGAUGAUUGCAGGGACAUAAGUAAACAAUCCCAGCGUGUCUUACUGAUCUGACAAAAAAAGGGAACUUUGUCUUUCGAGUUCAGUUCCAUAAGACUUCACGUUGACGAUGCUUCUCAAAACCCGAGCCGUCCUUCCACUUUGUCUUCGCAUGUGCUCUACACAUGUGACAACAGGACCGCUGAUUGAUUCAGGAAGACUCAGUUCAGACAUGUCUGAAUUCCGAAAGGCCUUUGCCAAAGCUAAGAAUAUAGCGAUCAUUACCGGUGCGGGUGUGAGCGCAGAGAGUGGAGUACCGACUUUCAGGGGAAAACAUGAGAAGUGGAGAAAGUGGCAUUCUCAGGACCUUGCUUCUCCGGAGGCUUUUUCUCGUAACCCGUCUCGGGUUUGGGAGUUUUACCAUUACAGACGGGAGCUUGUUUUGGACAAGAAACCCAGCGCCGUCCAUUUGGCCAUAGCGGAGUGCGAAGCUCGUCUGAAGAAGCAGGGACGCUCUGUGGUAGUUAUUACCCAGUGCCAAGACGAUUUGCACCGACAGGCAGGGUCAAAACAUGUGCUCAAGAUACACGGCAGUCUGCUGGAGACUCGCUGUAUGAGUUGUGGACAAGUGACUGUGAACAAGCAAAGCCCCAUAUGUGCCGCCCUAAAGGGGAAAGGAGCACCUGGCGCAGAUGUUCCUGAAACACAAAUUCCUGUAGAUAAACUGCCAAGAUGCGAGGAGAGAGACUGCCAUGGUCUUCUUAGGCCCAACGUCGUCUUCUUUGGAGAAACUCUGGACUCGCAUAUUCUGACCAAGGUAGAAAAGGAAAUGGAAAUCUGUGAUCUCUGCCUGGUGGUGGGGACAUCAUCCAUUGUUUACCCUGCAGCCAUGUUUGGUCCCCGGGUUGCUUCCAGGGGUGUUCCUGUGGCAGAAUUUAACAUGAAUACAACACCAAAAACUGAAUAUUUCACGUACCAUUUCCAGGGUCCAUGUGGAACCACGUUGCCUCCAGCUCUCGCACCACAUGAGUCAGAGGAGUUGUAAAAAUAAUAGCUUGAUUUUCUUGAUCAAAGUUGGCGGUGUCUUCUACUUUAUCAUAAAAUCCAAACCUGCUGGAGUUCAUCCAACUUUAUCAAACAGAAAAAUGCCCCAAACUCUUUCUUUUUAUAGUGUUAUUGAUUUCAUAAUAAUUGUAGAUCUUGAUUACUAAUUGGAAUUAGAUCAGAGUGGAAGUUUCAAACCAACAUUCCCGUCUUAAAACAAAGCUGAAAAAAAUCUAAGUUCACUCUGAAAGGGAAUGUGCUAUGCAUUAAAUAAUAUUCCAUAUUCAGAUUAGAUCUUUGGAUGAUAUUUAUUUGCCAUUGGACAGUAUUCCUCUGUUCCUUCACUAUCUAAUGAAGAGAUGUACAGACAUACUCUUGUGCCUUUUCAAACUGUUUAUUCAAUUUUGACCAAAUUUUUGCUGUGAACCUCAAGUGCAAAUGAAGCAAUGUUACAGAGUUUUAGUCAAGUGUUUAGUUUACUUAAAAGAGUAGAGGGUAAAGCAGAAUAAUAGACUUCUGACUGUUCAUUUGUUUUUAUGUGAUGUCUGAAGUCAUCUGGUUACAUGCAUAAUGUAUUCAAAGGACAAUAGGUGAAUUUUUAUAUUUUACAAUUUUCUAAAUCAUGUAUAUGUCAUAAAACAGUGAGGAUUCUUUUUUUUAAAACCAAAAGCAAUAAUAAAAAGAACAUUACAUUUUAAAAAAGGCUUUAUUGUCUACAAACUAAACGCACAGCUCUUUUUCUUGAUGUUACAACCUCUCAUGUAUUUACACAAAGCAUUAUUAUUAAAAUUCUUCAAUGUUUUAUCCUGA
Molecule: messenger RNA, 1876 nt
Organism: Cyprinodon tularosa
Lineage: Eukaryota; Metazoa; Chordata; Actinopteri; Cyprinodontiformes; Cyprinodontidae
Product: NAD-dependent protein deacylase sirtuin-5, mitochondrial-like
Exons: 9
Coding region: 153-1067 (304 amino acids)
Molecular function (GO): protein-succinyllysine desuccinylase activity; protein-malonyllysine demalonylase activity; NAD+ binding
Source: RefSeq, a predicted model, not a curated record